CUUGGUAGCGUUGGCGAUCGCACGUGUUGGGGGUUAUUGAGGAGUUUCGUGUCACCGCCGGUUGAGGGACCACCAUGGGGUGCAGUCAUGUUGGUUCUAUUUGAGACAGCGGCUGGAUACGCUAUAUUUAAGGUCUUAGAUGAGAAGAAGCUACAAGAAGUGGGCAGUAUAUGGAAGAAAUUUGAAACAGCUGAAAAGGCAAAUAAAAUAGUGAAAUUAAAACAUUUUGAAAAGUUCCAAGACACAACCGAAGCAUUAGCAGCUUCCACGGCAUUGGUUGAGGGGAAAAUUAGCAAAAACUUGAAGAAAGUCCUGAAGAAAAUUGAAGCCAAAGAGGCCCAUGAACAACUGGCAAUUGCGGAUGCCAAUUCUAUCCGAAAUCAGAUAGAUGGAUUAAUUACUGGACUUUCUUCUCGUGAAAUAUCCGCCAUGUCUCUUGGUUUGGCUUACAGUCUCUCUUGUUACAAACUGAAAUUCAGCCCUGACAAAGUGGACAUAAUGAUUGUACAAGCCAUCUCUCUUCUAUAUGACCUGGAUAAAGAACUGAACAAUUACAUCAUGCAUUGUAGGGAAUGGUAUGGAUGGCACUUUGCUGAACUGGGAAAGAAAAUCACUGAUAAUCUGGCUUAUUGCAAGUGUCUCCGUGCUGUAGGUGAUAUAACAAACUUUGCUAGUUUUGACCUUUCAGAGCUGCUUCCAGAGGAGGUAGAAGCUGAUGUUAAGGCAGCUGCUGAAAUCUAUAUGGGAACAGAGGUAUCUGAGGAGGAUAUAAACAAUAUCAUGCACUUGUGUGAUCAGGUUAUAGAGAUCACAGAGUACAGUACACAAUUGUAUGACUAUCUAAAGAACCGUAUGAUGGCAAUUGCUCCCAACCUCACAGUACUGCUGGGGGAACUGGUUGGAGCAAGACUUAUUGCUCAUGCCGGAUCUCUUCUGAAUUUGGCAAAACAUCUUGCUUCCACAGUGCAGAUAUUGGGAGCAGAGAAAGCUCUUUUCAGAGCCCUAAAGACCAAGAGGGACACGCCUAAAUAUGGUCUGAUAUACCAUGCUUCUCUUAUUGGACAGACUAACCCUAAAUACAAGGGCAAGAUUUCUUGUAUGUUGGCUGCAAAAGCAUCACUUGCCAUCAGAUAUGAUGCUCUUGGCGAGGACACAAAUUGUGAGCUUGGAGUAGGGUUGAAACGGAUCAGUGGUACUGGGAAGGCAUUAGCCAGAUCAGACAAGUAUCAACACAAAAGUGAAGUGAGGACUUAUAACCCAUCUGGAGACUCCACAUUACCAUCUGUUCCAAAAAAACGCAAAUUUGAAGAAAUGACUGAAGAGGAAGAGAAACCUCAAAUCAAAGUGAAGAAAAUAAAAAAACAAAAAGUAACAGAAGAGGAAGAGCCAGAAGAAGUACCAGAGGAGCCUGAGGAUCCAGAGGAACCACCGACAAAGAAAAAGAAAAAAGACAAGAAGUUAAAGAUAAAAAUAGAAGACAUAAAGGUGGAGAAGGAGGAGGAACCUACUACUAGUACAGCAACAGAGACUCCUAAAAAGAAGAAGAAAAAGAAGAUCAAAGAAGAAGAUGAUAAUUAAAUUAGAAUUUGAAAUUUUAUGAACUGUUAAAAAGUUUGUGCUGGAGGC
This is a messenger RNA of Bombina bombina (fire-bellied toad), 1626 nucleotides long. Its product is annotated as nucleolar protein 58-like. Gene Ontology annotation, cellular component: small-subunit processome; box C/D methylation guide snoRNP complex. NCBI's taxonomy places the organism in Eukaryota, Metazoa, Chordata, Amphibia, Anura, Bombinatoridae. The record is from RefSeq and is a predicted model, not a curated record. Gene Ontology annotation, molecular function: snoRNA binding.